This is a messenger RNA of Daucus carota subsp. sativus, 2258 nucleotides long. RefSeq lists its product as uncharacterized. Bases 237 to 2153 code for a protein of 638 amino acids. The record is from RefSeq and is a predicted model, not a curated record. NCBI's taxonomy places the organism in Eukaryota, Viridiplantae, Streptophyta, Magnoliopsida, Apiales, Apiaceae. The transcript is spliced from 6 exons. Gene Ontology annotation, cellular component: membrane. Gene Ontology annotation, molecular function: protein binding.
AAAAGAAAAGAAGAAAAAACAGAACCCAACUAAGUUUUGUUCCGCCUUGAGAGUAACCUGUCUUGCUCUUGUAGUUUAACAGUUACAUUAUUUAGUUGACUUGCAAAAACUAAAGUCAUGGAAGUCUCUGCUACAUGUCCAACUAAGUAGAUUCAUCUACUUAACAUAAUCAAAGCACAUGGGCUUGAGUUGAAGAAACUUGUCCGAAGCAAUUUCAAGUUAAGGAGGAGCUAGAAAUGACAGGAGCAAGUAGUUCAAACUCAGCUGCUGAUCAGAUGGAGCUACAGCCUUAUCAUUCUAUUAAUAUUAAUAGUGUACCUCAUCCUCCUCACCCUGUCUCUACUUCUCAGGUGCGGCCUGCUAGUCCUAGUUUGCCUUCUGCUGAGUAUCUUUCUGAGGAACAAAGAGAAAAUUACCUGGAUAUCUGUUUGCCGCUUUAUGAAGCUGCACUCAAAGGUGACUGGCAAGCUGCUCAAGGAAUCAUAGGAAAAUGUCGAAAGGUGAUAAAUAUGAGCAUUACAAAAAAUUCUGAGACUGCUCUUCACAUCGCAUCGUCAACAAAACACACUCACUUUGUGGAAGAGCUGGUGCAAUUGAUGGAACCUGAGGACUUGGAACUUCAAAACAAAAACUCGAACACAGCUCUCUGUUUAGCAGCAGCAGCUGGAACAGUUAAGAUUGCUGAUAUUAUGGUUCGGAAGAGACCUAACCUUCUUAAGAUACGUGGAAACAAUAAAAUGUCACCACUCCUGAUGGCUGCUUUAUUUGGACACAAAGACAUGGUGUCAUAUCUUUAUAAUAAGACGAAAAACAUGACAGAUGAUGAUUGGAUUAAUACGGAUAGAAUUAUGCUACUGCAUGCCUGCAUCAGCGCAAAUCUAUAUGAUGUUUCAUUGAAAUUAUUGCACCAUCACAAGAAAGAACUAGCUCUGGCAACUGACAAAAAUGCACUCCAUGUUUUGGCUAAAAAUCCGUCAGUAUUUGAUGGAACAAGGCAGCCCAUUUUUUGGAGACUACUUAAUACAAUUCUUCCUGGACCAAGAAGAGGGCCUGGUGAGGAAAAGUGUCAAGCAAUUGAAAUAGUCCAGAUAAUUUGGAGAGAGAUUGUUAAAUUGAAGGAUGAAGAAAUAUGGAACAUAAUUAGAGGACCUCCAGAGGUGAUAAAAGUCAGAGAAGGCAACCACCCUGGUGCGAAGUAUGUUGAGAGAAUCACUGGAUAUCAAUCUCGACUUCUAUUUGUUGCUGCUGCAUUGGGAAAUACUAAAUUUUUGAUCGAGCUUCUGCGAUUGUGUCCUGAGCUAAUAUGGAAGAUAGAUGACAAUGAUCGAACAAUUUUCCAUGUUGCAGUAUUGCAUCGUCAGGAGAGUGUCUACAAUCUUCUAUAUGAGAUAGGAUCAAUUAAGGACCUCGUAACUUCUUUUAAGGACACUAAUGACAACAAUAUACUACACUUAGCCGCCAUGAAGCCAGAACAAAGUCGUCUUCAUAUCGUGUCAGGAGUAGCUCUUCAAAUGCAAAGAGAAAUACUGUGGUUCAAGGAAGUAGAAACUAUGGUGCAUCCUUCUCUAAGAGAAAAAAAGAAUAGACAAGGGAAAACUCCCCAUGAAUUAUUUACUCAUCAGCAUUCAGACCUGAUGGAGAAAGGGGAAAGCUGGAUGAAGGAAACAGCAUCUCAAUGCAUGGUUGUUGCUGCCCUUAUAGCUACGAUUAUGUUUGCAGCAGCCUUUACUUUACCAGGUGGUAACAAUCAGGAUAGCGGGCAUCCAAUAUUUAAACAUAAAGGGGCAUUCAUCGUGUUUGUAAUAACAGACGCCAUUUCAUUGUUCAGCUCUGCAGCUUCAAUACUCAUGUUCCUGGCCAUUCUUACAGCACGUUAUGCAGAAAGAGAUUUUUUGGUGUCGUUGCCAAUAAAAUUGAUGAUUGGGCUCUUCACACUUUUCAUCUCAAUUACUACAAUGAUGAUCGCUUUCAGUGCGAGCUUCUUCCUGGUGUAUACAAAAGGCAUGAAAUGGGUACCUUAUCUAAUCACUGGUUUAGCUGGAGGACCAGUUCUUUUAUUUGCCAGACUUCAAUAUCGUCUAUUUUUCGAUGUGGUCCGUACAACAUUGAGUUCUAGAUUUCUUUUCAAGCCUAAAAAACACAUGCUUUACUGACGAACUCCAUAUUGUAUAUUUGUUGGUUUUCUUGUAUAUGUUGUGCCUAUUACUCAAAAUGUACUUUGGUCCUUCUUCAUAUAUUGAAAUGUAUGAGUUCAUAUA